This is a messenger RNA of Neltuma alba, 1572 nucleotides long. Its product is annotated as phospholipase D delta-like. Gene Ontology annotation, molecular function: D-type glycerophospholipase activity. Bases 1 to 1572 code for a protein of 523 amino acids. The transcript is spliced from 6 exons. Gene Ontology annotation, cellular component: plasma membrane. The record is from RefSeq and is a predicted model, not a curated record. Gene Ontology annotation, biological process: phospholipid catabolic process. Lineage: Eukaryota; Viridiplantae; Streptophyta; Magnoliopsida; Fabales; Fabaceae.
AUGAGUUCUCCAGGUGAAGUGGACAGCCAAGGUGACAAGCCCCAGAAUGAGGGGCUUAAAUGUGGCCUUAAAGAACCAACUUUCUUGUAUGGUGACUUGGAUCUGUAUGUAUUAGAAGCAAGAAAUCUUCCAAAUUUGGAUAUGUCGUCUGAAACAAUGAGAAAAUGUUUCACUAUGGGUAAUAAUUGUACUCCUCCCUUCAUGAGAGCACGCAGGAUAAGCACUGGGAAAUAUCAUGUAGAUACAAGUGAUCCCUAUGUCUCUGUCGUUCUGGCAGGGGCUACUGUAGCUCAAACUCGAGUAGUUCGUAACAAUGAGCAUCCUUCGUGGGAUGAGCAUUUUAUUGUUCCAGUGGCUCACCCUGCUGAGAAAGUGGAGUUUAUUGUGAAAGAUGAUGAUGCUCUUGGGGCUGAAGUCAUCGGAGCCGUAGAGAUACCUAUUCAAAAGAUUUUGUCUGGGAAUACUGUUAAUGAUUGGUUUCCAAUUAAUGGUGGGUUCUCAAUUUUCACAAAGGGUACUCCUGAGUUACAUAUCUCUAUUCAGUAUAAGCCAUUUGGAGAAAACCCUUCAGACAAAUGUGGCAUUGGAGCUGGAGAAGAUCAUCCUGGUAUUCCUAACACAUAUUUUCCUCUUCGAAAAGGAGGGAAGGUGACGCUUUAUCAAGAUGCACAUGUACCAGAUGGUAAACUACCUAACAUUCCACUUGAUAAGGGAAAAGUCUUUCAGCAGGGUAAAUGUUGGGAGGAUAUUUGCCAUGCAAUUUUGGAAGCUCACGAGCUGAUAUACAUUAUAGGAUGGUCUGUUUAUCACCCUGUAAAGCUUGUCAGAGAACCAACAAGACCCUUACCUGCUGGAGGAGAGCUUUCACUUGGAGAUUUGUUGAAGUAUAAGUCACAAGAAGGUGUCCGCGUGGAUGGCAUCAUGCAGACCCAUGAUGAAGAAACUAAGAGAUUUUUUAAAAACUCCACUGUUCAUUGUGUGCUUGCUCCACGUUAUGCAAGCAAUAAGCUCAGUAUUUUCAAGCAACAGGUUGUUGGAACACUUUUUACGCAUCAUCAGAAGUGUGUGCUUCUUGACACUAAUGCUUGUGAGAAUAAACGGAAAAUAACUGCUUUUAUCGGUGGUCUAGAUCUAUGUGAUGGCAGAUAUGAUACUCCUGAUCAUCGGCUCUUUGUUGAUUUAGACACUGUCUUUCAAAAUGAUAUUCAUAAUCCGGUAUUCCCUUCAAAUACUGGAGUACCAAGGGAACCAUGGCAUGACCUGCAUUGUAAAGUUGAGGGUCCAGCUGCAUAUGAUAUAUUGACCAAUUUUGAACAAAGAUGGAGGAAAGCCAAAAAGUGGCGUGAAUUCAAGUUAAAAAGGGUGACGAAUUGGCAUGAUGAUGCUUUGCUCAGGUUAGACCGUAUUUCAUGGAUUCUAACGCCAUCAUCUGGUGCUGCUGGCGACCAAGUUGUUCAGGUAACUGAUGAAGACGAUCCAGAAAGCUGGAAUGUGCAGGUAUUUCGGUCCAUAGAUUCAGGAUCUGUCAAGGGUUUUCCAAAGGAUAUUGAACAAGCUAAGGCUCAGUUCUAA